Galdieria sulphuraria is the source of this 962-nucleotide messenger RNA. RefSeq names its product DNA glycosylase. The record is from RefSeq and is a predicted model, not a curated record. The transcript has a single exon. Lineage: Eukaryota; Rhodophyta; Bangiophyceae; Galdieriales; Galdieriaceae. Bases 38 to 874 code for a protein of 278 amino acids.
UCAGUCUUUGUAUUCCAAGUCAGCCUUCGCCCUGCGUAUGUCCCAACACGAGAGGAUAGUGAAAGAAUCCUGUGAUUCAGUAAAGAAAGAAACAAAAAGAAUGGAGCAUAUGAAAGUACCUUGGAAGGAAGAUAACAUGAGUUUGUAUUUGGUCAUAGUUGUUAUCCUAUUCAUAUUAGGUAUUGCCGGAGUUUCUCUCAAUAAGUAUUUCCAAGAAGGAAAUUUGCAGCCAUUAAUAGACUGGAUUGAGUCAUUUGGACCUUUAGCUUCUGCAGUUUAUGGUGCUUUAUAUUUUUUAUUGGAAGUUGUUUGUUUGCCAGCCUUUCCUUUGACGGUAGCUGCAGGUUAUUUAUUUGGUUUCUGGAAAGGACUAGUUACAGUUUCGUUGGCUGGAACUUGUGCUUCUGGAGUUUCUUUCUUAUUAUCUCGCUAUACUUUGCGUUCCAUUGUGCAGAAUGUUUCCAAAAGAUACGAACGCUUUCAGACCAUUGAUAGUGCCAUUUCAAGACAGGGCUUUAGGAUUGUAUUCUUACUCCGACUUAGUCCGAUUCUACCUUUUGCUAUUUCCAACUACUUGUAUGGAUUAACAUCGAUACCUAUUGGUCCUUAUAUUCUGGCUAGUUGGUUGGGUAUGUUACCGGGAACUACUUUGUAUGUUUAUGGGGGAUUUGUAGGAAGAUCUGUGACACUAUCAAUGAAUAGUGGCAUAGAAUUGCAUUCUGAAUGGUUCCAACAACCUUUGAUGAUUGGUGCAGGAAUUUUGGUGUCUUUGGGAGUAGUCAGCCAAAUAUCCAAACUAGCAACCGAAGUGCUCAAUGAGGAGGAAAAAAAGAAAGUCGUUGAAAAAGAAACAACCCAACGAGAGGAUAAAUAAGUUGUUUUGCGUUUCCUCUUGAACUUUUUAUCACGCAAUAGAAACGCACUAUGAAAGGAUGUGAAUAUAUAAAUAACCGAGUUGACUG